Molecule: messenger RNA, 746 nt
Organism: Phragmites australis (common reed)
Lineage: Eukaryota; Viridiplantae; Streptophyta; Magnoliopsida; Poales; Poaceae
Exons: 3
Coding region: 19-483 (154 amino acids)
Molecular function (GO): fatty acyl-CoA hydrolase activity
Source: RefSeq, a predicted model, not a curated record
UAUUAUUCUGCGCGCGCGAUGGCCAAUGCGGAAGGCAGGAGCAAAGACGCCGAAGCGGCGGCGGCGGCGAGGGAGUGGCAAGAGCCGGGCAUGGCCAGCAAGCUGUACGACGUCUUCACCGUCGCCGGCCUCCGCGUCGACGCCAUCGAGCCCGGGCGCGCCCUCUGCUCCUUCACCGUCCCUCCCCGCCUUACGGAUGCGAGCAAGCGCAUGCAUGGAGGGGCAGUGGCGUCUCUGGUCGACCUGGUGGGGUCGGCCGUGUUCUUCGCCGGCGGCACGCCGACGACGGGCGUGUCCCUGGAGAUCACCAUCUCGUACCUCAACGCCGCCUGUGCAAACGAGGAGAUCGAGAUCGAGGCGAGGGUUCUGGGCAUCGGCGGGACGACGGGGUGCGCGACGGUGGAGGUUCGGAAGAAGGGCACCGGUGAGGUGAUCGCACACGGCCGGCACACCAAGUAUCUCGCCGUCUCCAGUAGACUGUGAUCGAUCGAUCGAUCAGGAACACCGGCGCGUGUUUGCAUGACUGCACCAGUAGCUCUCAUCUCGAGCAAUGGUCGUCUCAGUAUGUUCUGCUUGCAAGGAUCAGUGCACUGUACGCGCAGAUGCAUAUACGCAUGGGCUAAAUAAGAACCCUUAAUUGCAUGGGUCCCCCAAAUGACGUGCUUAUACUGUACGUAUGUAAAUGUCAACAGCGAAACUGAUAUGUAGUCUGUAUCUGCAUCCCGCGUGCAUGCUAAGUAAAAUUU